Messenger RNA from Spirodela intermedia, 7030 nucleotides. Lineage: Eukaryota; Viridiplantae; Streptophyta; Magnoliopsida; Alismatales; Araceae. The record is from the annotation of a GenBank genome assembly.
AUGGAGCGCGCAAGGAAGCUUGCCAAUCGCGCGAUCCUCGACCGCCUAGUUCACCUGACCAGGCAGCGCCCUCGUCCCCUCCAACCCCACCUCAUCUCCUCCCGCUACGUCUCUUCACUCGCCCGCUCCAUCUUCCCUAACCAGUCGCCGUCUGUACCGUCCUCGCCCUUGCCCUCGGUCGAUCUGCUGCCCCGCAAUGCUGCCGCUGCAGCCACUGCCGCCCAGAGACGCUCCAUAUCGGUUGAGGCCCUCAAGCCCAGCGACACGUUCCAGCGACGCCACAAUUCUGCUACCCCUGAUGAGCAGGUCAAGAUGGCGGAGGCGUGCGGAUUCCCGGGGAUGGAGCAGCUCAUCGACGCGACCGUCCCCAAGGCCAUCCGUCUGCCAUCCAUGGAGUUCUCCAAGUUCGACGAGGGGCUCACCGAGAGCCAGAUGGUCGACCACAUGAAGUACCUGGCUGACAAGAACAAGGUGUUCAAGUCCUUCAUCGGGAUGGGCUACUACGGCACCCAUGUCCCCGCCGUCAUCCUCCGCAACAUCAUGGAGAACCCCGGAUGGUACACCCAGUACACGCCCUACCAGGCGGAGAUCGCGCAGGGUCGCCUCGAAUCCCUCCUCAACUUCCAGACCAUGAUCACCGACAUCACCGGCCUCCCCAUGUCCAAUGCCUCUCUCCUCGACGAGGGCACCGCUGCCGCCGAGGCCAUGGCGAUGUGCAACAACAUCCAGAAGGGCAAGAAGAAGACUUUCCUCAUCGCUGCCAACUGCCACCCGCAGACCAUCGACAUCUGCCGCACCCGCGCGGAAGGAUUUGCCCUCAAAGUGGUUACUGCCGAUCUCAAGGACUUCGAUUACAGCUCCGGCGACGUGUGCGGGGUGCUCGUGCAGUACCCGGGCACCGAGGGCGAGGUGCUGGACUAUUCAGAUUUCAUCAAGAAUGCUCACGCUAACGGUGUAAAGGUCGUCAUGGCGUCAGACCUGCUGGCUCUGACCGUGCUGAAGCCCCCUGGCGAGCUGGGCGCGGACAUUGUCGUCGGCUCCGCCCAGAGGUUUGGCGUUCCAAUGGGAUACGGAGGCCCCCACGCGGCCUUCCUGGCAACCUCACAGGAGUACAAGCGGAUGAUGCCUGGGAGGAUCAUCGGUGUCAGUGUCGACUCCACUGGGAAGCCUGCUCUUCGAAUGGCAAUGCAGACGAGGGAGCAGCACAUCCGUAGGGACAAAGCAACAAGCAACAUCUGCACUGCUCAGGUUCUUAAAAAGUUUUCAAAUACCGGGCAAUAUCACCAUUUAUAUGCCACUGCGUUUAUAGUCAUAUAUAAUUAUCAUUCACAGGCUAAUUUUAGAAAUUCUCUUAGAACCUUUUUUUAUUACCCUUAUUUCUUAAAAUAUUAUUUUCAUUGAUAAAAAAAAUCUUUUUCGGAAAAUCUAUUUUUGUGGCCUUUGUAUGCGUCGAAUAUGCAAUUUUUCAUGUUAAUUGUAUUUUCCUGAUUUCUAUGACUUUCCUUCUUCAAUUCUCGUUUUCUGUUAUUCUUUUUUGUGCCCUGCGAAACAGGGGACAAAAUUUAUGUUCCACAACAGCCAACAUCGAGGAAUUUUUCUCUAAUUUUAUAGCUCAUGUGCAGGCACUGCUGGCAAAUAUGGCUGCAAUGUAUGCCGUCUAUCACGGCCCAGCUGGUCUUAAGGCUAUUGGUGAACGUGUUCAUGGUCUUGCUUCAACUUUUGCAUCAGGCCUCAAGAAGCUGGGAACAGUGACUGUCCAAGAACUGCCCUUUUUUGACACCGUGAAGGUCAAAUGUGCUGACGCACAUGCAAUCGCAGAAGCUGCUUACAAGCACGAGAUAAAUCUGAGGGUUGUUGACUCAGAAACGGUAUGUAACAUUGGCAACUAAUCUCAGUAAGAUUGGCGAUAAUUAUUUCCAUUCUUGUGUGAUCUUAUUUUUUAUCAUAUCUCGCUGGCUGUUCAGAUAACUGUAGCUUUCGAUGAAACGACCACAUUGGAAGAUGUAGACACUCUGUUCAAAGUAUUUUCUGGUGGAAAAGCUGUAAGUGUGCACGGUGGCAGAAAGAAUUAUAAUGAAUUCUGAUUAUGUUAAGUGAUUUUGUUAACAAGACAUGAAUUAUAUAGGUGGGUUUCACUGCUGCAUCUCUCGCCCCUGAGGUUUCAACUGUCAUCCCCAGUGGACUUAUCAGAAAGAGCCCAUAUUUGACACACCCAAUCUUUAACAUGUAUGAAUUCUUGCUGGAAAGUUGCCUCUUCUUAGGCUACCUUAUGCAUAUCUGAUAGUUGUUUUUCUUCCUCUUGCAGGUAUCACACUGAACAUGAACUUCUUAGGUACAUCUCUUUGUUGCAAUCAAAGGAUCUUUCAUUAUGUCACAGCAUGAUUCCCCUCGGCUCUUGCACAAUGAAACUGAAUGCAACAGUGGAGAUGAUGCCUGUGACUUGGCCCAACUUUGCAAACGUUCACCCUUUUGCCCCUACUGAGCAGGCCUUGGGCUACCAGGUUAUUGCUAAUUUUCUCCCUUAAAAUUCCGGCUUUGAUUUCUUCAUUUUGAAAACUUCAAUGCACAAUAGAAAGGAGGAAUAACUCUCGAAGCACCUCCAUGCAAUUCAGUGGAAAGUUCUGAUACGCUGCUUUAUUUCUUUGUGAAGGAAAUGUUCGAAAAUCUAGGUGAUCUCUUGUGUACAGUCACUGGCUUCGAUUCAUUCUCAUUGCAACCCAAUGCGGGUGCUGCAGGAGAAUAUGCUGGGCUUAUGGUCAUCCGUGCUUAUCAUAUGGUAUGUCAGGGUUGCCAGAUUAUUUCUUAUUGUUUGGAAAUUCAGUAUGAUUCAGGACCUUCUUCAGCUUAUCUUUGGGCCAGAAUAACCAGUAAUUCAUUUUGCGUGUUAAAAUUUUGUAGUCAAGAGGUGAUAGCCACCGGAAUGUCUGUAUCAUUCCCGUGUCCGCUCAUGGGACAAAUCCUGCCAGCGCAGCCAUGUGCGGAAUGAAAAUUGUUGCAGUUGGGACCGAUUCCAAGGGAAACAUUAACAUUGAGGAAUUGAGGAAAGCUGCUGAGACUCACAAGGACAACUUAUCUGCCCUAAUGGUAUGAUCGAUUAUGAGAUACCUAAUUGUUUUUCUUUAAUUCUGAACCUACUUGAGUGAUUUAAACAACUUAGUUUCUGACCUACUUCAGACCAUAUAUGCAUAUUAAACAACUUGGAAGACAUUUUUUUGAUGGCCUGUACCACGAGAAAGACUGAAUUUUGUUGAUAUAUCAGUGCAGACCUUCUUCUGGCAUUAGAUGCAUUCUAGAUAGGGGAUUUCGCUUAUUUGCUUUUUAAUGUUUCCGCAGGUGACAUACCCUUCAACUCAUGGAGUUUACGAAGAGGGAAUUGAUGAGAUCUGCAAAAUAAUUCAUGACAAUGGGGGCCAAGUUUACAUGGAUGGUGCUAACAUGAAUGCACAGGUUUAAUUUCUGCCUUUUGGUGAAACUAUUGUAGGUGAUAAUUGAAUGCAUCUGUCUCGCAUUUUUUUAUAGAUUGAGUGAGUUGAUGCAGUUCCCAAGAAAAAAAAUUGUUUGAUCCAUUUGAAGAAAGUCAAUUUAUUGCGCUUAAUUUUAUUUAUUCUAUAAAUAAUAUUCUGACUAAAAUGAUAACUAUUUGAAUAAUAGGAAGUGCCCUUUAAGUUGCGUGAAUAAAAGAAAACCUUUUAGGGAUUAUCUUUCGAUGUUUUCAAAGUCUUCCUUCGGAAUGAUAUGAUAGUGUCCAGGCUGUUGUUGUUGAAUACAGCUUGUUUACCUGGACAUUUGUCUCAGCCCUUGAAGCUCAUAUUUUUUUCCUCUUUCUUUUUCAUUAUUUAGACAUACUCGCCAGAGCCAUGUUCACAUUCUAUCUUCUGGCUUAAAAUUUUCGUGAAUAUGGAAACCUAUAUGCUCUAUUUGUUUUUCAUUUAUGUUCUAGUUUUUUUGGCAUCCCUUAGAAUUAAGGGGGUUGGAACAUUAAAAUUUCUCAUUCACUCCUUAGGCUGUCUUUGUCUACCUUCCAUCGAACUCAGGAUCGAAAUUUAUGUCAAUCUGAUUAGACUGUAUUUAUUUUUUGAAGGUUAAAACCAUUGAAUCUCGGUUACACUCUGGACACGACCAUAAGCCUGUUUUAGUUUCAUGACACGUAGCAAUUUUUACCGCCAUCAUCUUGUUGUCGUCUGUGCCUUCUGCACAUUCUUUUCAUUAUUGUGACACCACGUUCCGUUAUUUCAGGUUGGUCUGACAAGCCCCGGUUGGAUUGGGGCAGACGUAUGCCAUCUUAACCUACACAAGACAUUUUGCAUUCCCCAUGGUGGAGGUGGUCCUGGAAUGGGGCCCAUUGGUGUGAAGAAACACUUGGCGCCGUUUCUGCCUUCUCAUCCAGUGGUAUGUUGUCGUACUGAAACCUACUAUAUUUGCAGACUAAUGUCCCGAUGUGGAAAAAAUCUAAGGUCCUUAUUUUGUGCAUAUACAUUUUUUUCCCCAAUAUUUUCUUAGAUUUUGCCACGAUAAUUUCCACCCUAUUCAGUGCUCAAUCUUGUGUUAUUCUGAUGGUAACUGGGUCUCUAGUUUGCUUCUUAGCUGCGUGUUCUUCUCCCGCUUUCUCAUUUUCUUCCCUUUCCUUCAUCAAAUGACAGUGCAAACCCACUAGUUCUUGUUUGCAUCUCACAGAUUCUAUCUGAUCUUAAGUUAGUGAGGUAGGGAUGUUGAUGGAAUGGUCGUUUUUUCUUCUUUAAAUGGGUUAUUACGACCCACCUCUGUUUAGAUAUGUCAUUUAUCGAUUGAAAAUCGCAUUAAUUCUUGAUGUAGUUAUAUUUAAAGAUGAUGUCUGAAUUAUAAAUGGGAUAGACAGUCGAAAGGCAGGGAGUGAUGAGGGAACCAGAUUCAAUUUAAAUUGCAAGUCUUUGGUAUUUCCCAUAGUUUUACAGAUGCAACAAGGAUUUGAUAAAGCCUGAAGAGGGCCCAAUUUGUAUAGCCUUGUGGAAAGCAGCACAUAAGAACAGGCUACCUCAAGAGUUAGCGUCCUUGCUGAACUAGGAGAGUUGGUUACAAAAAAUAAGGAAGGAUGCUUUGAUUCUUAACUUAUUGUAGAGAAGUAGAUUUGGCAUCUGAGAUUUUUGAAGGAAGAAUCUUUACAUUGCUAAGGUCUCUUUUAAAAAAUUUCCGUCUAUUAUUGAUAUUCUAUGUUGAUACACAUAUGAUUAAUUUAGAACCAUCUUCGAUCCAGUUCCUUUUCAUUCUUAUGUGCCAUUGACUUUUCUUGUCUGCAUGCUAUGCUAGGUCUCCACUGGUGGAAUACCACUCCCUGAGAAGACCGAGCCUCUUGGCACCAUUUCUGCAGCUCCUUGGGGUUCAGCACUUAUUCUGCCUAUCUCAUAUUCGUACAUAGCCAUGAUGGGGUCCAAAGGCCUGACAGAUGCCUCGAAGAUUGCUAUUUUGAACGCAAACUACAUGGCAAAGCGCCUGGAGGUUGAGUUUUCUUAGCCUGUUUUAAUUAUAUGGCCUUGAACCCAAACUGGUAUAGACCCAGAUCUACCCUUGUUAAAGUCUUGGCCAGCCAGCUCUUUAUAAUUUUUUGAUGUCUAGCACAGCAACCUCCCUUUUUAUCUUCUUUCCCUCUUUCUAAUUCUCUCUACCAUUUGUCCGAAAUGCAUGAGCUUAGACCGAAUCCACCUUGAGGUCUCAUUAUUGGCACAUGUGUCGGUUGGCAUUGAACCAGGCCAUUCGUAGGAAGAAUAAUUAGUUGGCCUUUUUGACCCCAGAAUCUUUAGAUAAUUAUCUUGAUGAUGAUUUUAAGCUGAUUUUUUCGGAAUAAUUCCGUAUUACUAUCAGUCAAAUCGUUUUUUUAAUCUUGAGAUAUGUAUCUGAUUAGUAUUUGUGUGGCAGAACCACUAUCCAAUCCUCUUCCGUGGUGUCAAUGGCACAGUUGCUCAUGAGUUCAUUGUUGAUUUGAGAGGUUUCAAGGUGAUUGAUACUCCGCAACCUUGCUGUUUCCUUUAAAAAAAUUUUACUUUAGACCCGAGAGCAAAUUGGAAUCCACUGUUCUGCAGGCCACUGCUGGUAUAGAGCCUGAGGACAUUGCAAAACGUCUCAUAGAUUAUGGAUUCCAUGGCCCGACUAUGUCUUGGCCUGUUCCUGGCACCCUCAUGAUUGAGCCCACCGAAAGUGAAAGCAAGGUACUUAAGAAGACCUUCUUCUUCGUCUCUCUCUCUCUCUCUCUCUCGUUCUACAUUUUUUCCUUCAUACCAUCAGAGCAUCAAGGAAGGUGAUGUUUCCCAUCGCAGGUUGAGCUAGACAGGUUCUGCGAUGCUCUCAUUUCAAUCAGAGAAGAAAUUGCCCAGAUUGAGAGUGGAAAAGCUGACAUCAACAACAACGUCCUGAAGGUAAAUGAUCUGUUCCUCUGCCUGUAAACAUUGAUAAUGCUUGCCGUAGAAAAUUUCAACUGCUAAAUCUCCUCUUUUAAUGGAAAAUUAUCGGGAAAAAGAAUAACCAUGCGUCGGUUAUCACAAGAUCGGUGACAAAAUAUGCCAUCCAAUCCAUAUGAACAGUUUCAUUGCCUUUUAAAACGUUAUGGAUGCUGCAGAAAAAAAUCCUAAUUAAUAAUCCUCUUUUGGAAAUUUACGGGGUAAAAUUUUGUUUUGAUCCAUUUGCUCAUCAAAAUUACUUCCGAAAUUAUGCCAUCCGAUUAAUAUGAAUGGUUUCAUUUGAUGUCCAGGGAGCUCCUCACCCCCCAUCUUUGCUCAUGGGCGACACAUGGACGAAGCCAUACACCAGGGAAUACGCAGCCUUCCCUGCUCCAUGGCUCCGAUCUGCCAAGUUCUGGCCCACCACUGGUAAUUUACUCGUCCCAUACCCACCAUCCCAUUUCGGGUAUUUUCUUCCCUCGAAACCCAUACGAAUUCUUGUUUUGAAUUCCCUUGUGGGUUUACCAGGCCGCGUGGACAACGUCUACGGUGACCGCAACCUCAUCUGCACCCUCCUCCCGGUCUCACAGAUGGCGGAGGAGCAGGCGGUGGCCUCUGCGUAG